CUGGCAAUUGACUUUUCUUCAACUGUGAAAUCAAAGGAUUCUCUGCUUCCAAUAAAAAAAUUCUCACCAUUCUGAACAGUACCUUUUUUUUUUAAUGGAACAGCUCAACAACAGUACCUUUUGUCUGAGAGACACUAUGAAUUCAUCACCAAAGCUCGUCUUGUAUAAUUUCUCGCACAGCUCCUGUUCAUGGCGGGUCCGCUUUGCUUUAAACCUUAAAGGACUUGAUUAUGAGUAUAAAGCAGUCAACCUUGCAAAAGGAGAGCAGUUUAGUACAGAGUUUGAACAAUUGAAUCCUCUCCGUUAUGUUCCAGUCUUGGUUGAUGGUGAUGUGGUAGUCUCGGACUCCUUAGCAAUCUUGCUGUAUUUGGAAGAAAAGUAUCCUCAGAGAGCUUUGCUGCCAGAUGAUCCUCGGCGAAAAGCUCUAAAUCUCCAAGUUGCCAGUAUCGUCUGCUCUAGCAUACAACCUCUUCAUAUGUUGGCUUUGGGGAAACGCAUUGAAGAAAAAGUUGGUCCAGAAGAGGGAUUAUUAUGGGCACAAUCUAGUAUUGAAAAAGGUUUUUUUGCACUUGAGAAGUUGGUAAAAGACUUUGCAAGCAGAUUUGCCACUGGAGAAGCAUUAUACAUGGCGGAUGUGUUUUUGGCCCCACAGAUUGCUACAGUUGUUAUGAGGUUCAACAUUGAUAUGGCUUUAAACAUGAGACGAAUAGAGUUGGGAUAGAAGGGAUAUGUCCCCUUUGUCCUUCCUGUUUUAGAAGGAAAAAAAAUUCACUCAAGAACUAUCCGAGGCACAAAUUUAUUUUUUAUAUUUCUGUUUUCAUCUCAGUCCUUUGAAUCAAGCAUAUUUCUGUCAUUCUUGUAUCUAUCCCUUUUGCCACGAACACUAACCAAAUGUUGAAACAGCACGAUGCAGUGACUAUGAUAAUAUAUACGUGGUUUCGUGGAUUCAA
Messenger RNA from Populus nigra (black poplar), 950 nucleotides. Its product is annotated as glutathione S-transferase 2-like. Bases 95 to 721 code for a protein of 208 amino acids. NCBI's taxonomy places the organism in Eukaryota, Viridiplantae, Streptophyta, Magnoliopsida, Malpighiales, Salicaceae. Gene Ontology annotation, biological process: glutathione metabolic process; L-phenylalanine catabolic process. Gene Ontology annotation, cellular component: cytoplasm. The record is from RefSeq and is a predicted model, not a curated record. Gene Ontology annotation, molecular function: maleylacetoacetate isomerase activity; glutathione transferase activity. The transcript has 10 exons.